Molecule: messenger RNA, 1108 nt
Organism: Tachyglossus aculeatus (Australian echidna)
Lineage: Eukaryota; Metazoa; Chordata; Mammalia; Monotremata; Tachyglossidae
Gene: TUFT1
Product: tuftelin 1
Exons: 11
Coding region: 1-1017 (338 amino acids)
Biological process (GO): intracellular signal transduction
Cellular component (GO): intracellular anatomical structure; I band
Source: RefSeq, a predicted model, not a curated record
AUGAACGGAGACCACGGCUGGACCGCCCCGGUGGACGUGCACCCCGACAGCGAGCUGUCCGAGUGGUCCGCAGCCAUGGUUUCCAGCCGGCCGGGGGGCGGCCACACUCUGGCCUCAGAGCGCGUCCAGUCCAACGAUGGGCACGAGGAAAUCAUCAAGGUGUACCUCAAGGGCAAGGGUAGAGAAAAAUUGGUCCACGAGAAGAAUAUCGAUCAGCUGAAGAGCGAGGUCCAGUACAUCCAGGAGGCCAGGAGCUGCCUGCAGAAGCUGCGUGAGGACAUGAGCAGCAAGCUGGAAGAAAGGCCCAGUGAGCUUACACAGGUGGAAGACCUGGGUGAAGACACAGAGACCCUCCGGAUGGCGGCCAAAACGUUACUCGCUCAGCUGCAGGAGGUGGAACGGAGGCAUCAGGCUGAAAGGCUGACUUUCGAGGCCACGCUGAGCCGCUACCAACGGGAGGCAGAGGAGGGUGCGGCGGCGCUUCUCAGGGCUCGGGACGGCAGCGAGGGAUGCCACUUGGAGAUCCGCAGGCUCAGGCAGCGCCUGGCGGAGAUGGAGGAGGAGCGGCAGAGCCUCGUGGCCAAAGUGCGGGAGGGCGAGGAGGCCCUGGAGGAGCUGCGUGGCCACAACGUCCAGAACCGGGCCGAGCUGGAAAGGGCGGCCACACUGGAGCAGGAGGUGUCCGGCCUUCGGGAGAAGAUCCACCACCUGGAUGACAUGCUGAAGAGCCAGCAGCGCAAAGUCCGCCAGAUGAUCGAGCAGCUCCAGAACUCUAAAGCCGUGAUUCAGACGCGGGACGCCACCAUCCAGGAGCUGAAGGAGAAAGUGGCGUACCUGGAAGCGGAGAAUCUGGAGAUGUAUGACCGCUUGGAGCACCUGAUUGAGAAGCAAGCGGCCGCCACCACCGGCUCCUUCAGCGUGCAGACUCGGCCCAAGAUCGGGCACCCGGGCAGCAUCCGAAUAGCCAAGCCCCCCAGCCCGAAGCCCCUCCCCCUGAUUCGCGUGGUGGAGACCUGAGGGCCACGAGGACCCCGACACUAGGAUUACUCAGCGUUGACUCUCGACCUGCGGCUGUCCCACCCCCCAACCCCCGGUCCUCCUGCCCCUU